Candidula unifasciata is the source of this 1413-nucleotide messenger RNA. NCBI's taxonomy places the organism in Eukaryota, Metazoa, Mollusca, Gastropoda, Stylommatophora, Geomitridae. The record is from the annotation of a GenBank genome assembly.
AUGUCUUCUUCUGUUUUAGUUCUCAGAAACAUAUCCCAGAGACUGUUGUCUUCACAUCAGAAUACUCUAGUGCCUUUAUUCCCUUUGGGUUGCCGGCAUAAAAGUGAUGUAAAUUUAAAAGAUGUUUUGGCCUCACUUAUCCCAGAAAAACAGAAAGAAGUUGCUGAAUUUAGAAAGACACAUGGAAAAUCUAAAGUUGGUGAAGUCACAGUUGAUAUGAUGUAUGGAGGAAUGAGAGGUAUAAGAGGGUUGGUAACGGAGACCUCAGUGCUUGACCCAGAUGAAGGAAUUCGGUUCAGAGGUUACAGUAUCCCAGAAUGCCAGAAGCUGCUUCCGAAAGCCCCAGGUGGUGAAGAGCCUCUACCAGAAGGUCUGUUUUGGUUGCUUGUAACCGGUAAUAUCCCCACCCAGGAGCAAGCUGCAGCUAUUACUAAGGAGUGGAAUGAACGUGCAGAGAUCCCAAACCAUGUGAUCACCAUGCUGAACAACUUCCCAGACAGGCUUCAUCCUAUGUCCCAGUUCAGUGCUGCUGUGACUGCUAUGAACUCGGAAAGCAAAUUUGCCAAAGCUUACUCAGAAGGAGUCAACAAAUCCAAGUAUUGGGAGCUGUGCUAUGAGGAUUCAAUGGAUCUGAUUGCAAAGCUUCCCACAGUGGCAGCGAUUAUUUAUCGAAACUUGUACAAGGGAGGCAGCCCUCCUGAGCCCAUUGACAAGAAAAAAGAUUGGAGUUGGAACUAUACUACUAUGCUGGGAUUUGAUAAUCCUGAUUUUGUGGAACUGAUGCGCCUUUAUCUCACAAUCCACACUGAUCAUGAAGGUGGAAAUGUCAGUGCUCAUACUUGUCACCUGGUUGGCAGUGCACUAUCCGAUCCAUAUCUCUCAUUUGCUGCUGCUUUGAAUGGUCUUGCUGGCCCAUUACAUGGCUUAGCCAAUCAGGAAGUGCUGGUAUGGACAACCAAGCUGCAGCAGUCUCUGGGAGGGGAAGUAUCAGAUCAACAACUAAGGGAUUUCAUUUGGAACACACUCAAAUCUGGACAGGUUGUUCCAGGCUAUGGGCAUGCAGUCCUUAGAAAAACAGAUCCUCGCUAUAUGUGUCAGCGAGAAUUUGCUCUGAAGCACCUGCCAAAUGACCCUCUCUUCAAGUUGGUCUCUCAGAUUUACAAAGUUGUUCCAGAUAUUCUCAUUGAACAGGGCAAGGCCAAAAAUCCAUGGCCCAAUGUGGAUGCUCACAGUGGGGUCUUGUUACAGUAUUAUGGACUUAAGGAAAUGAACUAUUACACCGUGAUGUUUGGAGUAUCUCGGGCACUGGGUGUAUUAGCAUCUCUGAUAUGGGACCGUGCUUUGGGAUUACCGAUUGAGCGGCCCAAGUCAUUUGACACACCACAUCUGAAGAAAUUAGUUGGUGCGCAAUAA